Molecule: messenger RNA, 2544 nt
Organism: Metarhizium brunneum ARSEF 3297
Lineage: Eukaryota; Fungi; Ascomycota; Sordariomycetes; Hypocreales; Clavicipitaceae
Product: Vegetative incompatibility protein HET-E-1
Source: RefSeq, a predicted model, not a curated record
AUGGCAGGCAGGCUCCGGCACAUUCCGGCACCCUUGACGCGGCUAAAGGCAAGAAUACGCCAGAGUUUGGUAAACGGCUCCGGGUUUCCGUCCCAGAAGAAACCAAAGGCUGGGAAGGAAUCCACCGCGCCAUCCACAGGCCCUGCCCCUGGGGCAGACCCUCCACUUCUUGUUGGGCAAACAUCCUGCGGAAAGGAACGAGGUGGAAACGAUACAGCUGAUGACGUGAUGUCUAGGCAAGAAGAUCAACCCGGGGUGAUUUGUGACAUCUCCACCAAGGAAGAAGGUCAGAAUCAUGUUGUUAUGGCGACUGGAGACCGCACCGAGACUCGCACAAGUCUGUCCAACAAAUGUUCUCAAGACCAAUCAUCACAUGAAUCUGAUGAACAUGUGAAUGGAAUAAAUCAUCAGCAACAAUUUUGGACCGACUCGCCAUCCGACCAUCUCUUCGAACUGAGCGAGGGGCUUUGGAAUGAAGCCUAUCCUAGCCUCAAAAUUGAUGAGCCCGAACUAGUCUCUCUUUACGAGGAGAUGAUGCACCAGUGCUGGACGCCGAAUUCCCCAAAGAGUUCGAUUGCGAGCCUUCCACAUAGCGAAGAGGCCGUUGAUAACAUAAUAGAAGACAACAGUAAGCCACUCUGGGCAGAGCAGGCAAAAUUCCUGGAGGUUUGGAUGGCCGAAAAAGACGACCCAGGAAGACAAUGUGAUAAACCCUUCAACGCUAAGCAGAUGAUUAUCUUAUUUAAAGAUAUUGUUCGGCCAUCGGCCUUGAGCAUGACUGGGGCUGCUGUACCGUGGGUUGCUGCAUGCCUUGCCGCAAAGAGUCUAUUUCGUCAUGGUGUACUAUUUGGCCCUGUUGCUAUUGGCUUCAUUGAACUCCUCUCGAAAAUCGAUGGCCUCCGGAGGCUGUCACUUCUUUUACCAGGCGAGACGGCAAACACCUCGGAUACAACAAAAAGUGGACAGAAUCGUGCAAGAGAUGCAUUAGUAUCUCUCUAUGCGGCAGUGCUGUUGUACAUUGUCCGUAUUGCAUGUUCGACUACGGACAGGAGCAUGAUUGUUGAACCCGGAGCGAUCGACCAGCUUUCCGAUCGCACCCGACAAAUGGAGGGUGCAUUCACUGCUAGUUUCGACAACAAGAUUGGGAAUGAGCUUCGCGACUUGUUUUCUCAGGCCGAACAUGCCAAACAUGCCGAACAUCCAUCAACUCCAUCUGGCGGGAGUGAGAAUGACAAUGACAAACUGCCUUCCAACCUUGUCUUGAGCUUCGAGGAUUCAGAAGAGAUGCUGCAAAAGGCAUGCCACGAUGGGAAACUACCAGAACACUUGCUCAAAUGGAUUCUCUCGACGCAAGAGUAUUGCAAGUUCCACAGAACGGAGAACACAGACGAAAACCGGGUUCUUUGUGUUUCGGGGUCUCCAGGUGCUGGCAAGUCAAUGGUCCUUCUGAGGAUUGCCCAACAUUUGACGCGGCUCCAGGAUCCUAGCAGCAAUGAUGAGAAAGUUGCAUGUUUUUUCGGAAACAGAUCUAGUUUUGUCUUAGAAACCCCAGCAGCAAUUGUGCACAGUCUCACCCGACAGAUAAUUCGACAUCGACCACCUCUAUUCCACCACCUUGAAAAAGUGUACAAGUUAACAAGGAGGCAAGUCCUCGACCGGACAACAGACGCAUUCGCAGUCUCCGGGGUUCUGUUCAGAAUUCUAGAAGACCCAGACUGUCCAGAAAUUUGUUUCAUUGUCGACGCGAUCGACGAGUGCUGCUCUGACGAAGAUGAUGUCGAAGGGCUAGACAAUCUCCUCAGGUUGAUUUGCGCGACCAUACGGCGAUGUCCCAAAGUCCGAUGGGUAAUCUCUAUGAAUCCUGCCAUUGAGAAGCGCGUGUCUCUGGGCGAGUCAAUUGUCCUUGACCUCGAUUCCAAAAACAUGGCAGCGGUUUUUAAACAGAGUGUUGGCUCCAAAGUCGCAGCUGUAGUCGGUGACAUUCGCCUGCCCGACGACAAAAAAGCACUUCUCCAGGACCAUCUCGCUGAGAAGUCGCAAGGGAAUUCGUUGUGGAUGAACACGGCUUGUAAAAUCAUGCAACACCAUCCAUUUUUGUGGGAUAUCAUGGAUGUGCUUGAGGAACUACCAAAUGAUCUGGAAGGAUUGUACAACUAUUCCAUGGCGACAAUUAGAAAACUUCCCCCAAAGACUUUCGACUUUUGCCGGCAAAUCCUUCAAAUCGCGGCCGCGGCAUACCGGCCUCUAUAUCUCUGGGAACUGCACGCCUUGGCAGAACUGCCCGCUGUUGUGGAUGUCAAGUUCAUCAUUGCCAAAGGGUGUUGUGCAUUCCUGGAACUACGUGAUGAUAUAGUACGGUUUGUCCACUCCUCGGCCAGGAGUUAUGCCCGGAAGACUCUGCUUCAGGAGUCAAAGAUGCGUGGAGAAUUUGUGCUGCGGUGCCUCCAAUUUCUCCCGAACCAUUUCAGAACGGCUGUAGUCGCAGAGCCUCAAACGGAGAAGAAGGAAUACACCCCCCUUCUGUGCCACUACUGGCACCACUGA